ACUGUGCUCCACAUUUUUUUUUUGUCGCUCGUUUUUGGCUCCUCCGUCGGAUCUUUUUUUUUUGUUGUUGUGGUCUGCUCAUGCGUCCGGGAAUGCCAUGGCCACUCCGAGCGCACAGCAGCAGGAUUAUUUCAGAUCGGUGAGCAGCGAGUCCACCACCUACAUGAUGGUCCCGGCCGGCGGGCCGGGCGGGCCGAUCGGGACGAGGCGCCGGGAGGCGCCGUCCAAGAUGUGGGUGGCGAUGGUGGUGAUCGUGGUGGUGGUGCUGCAGAUCGCCUCCACCACGGGGCUCUUCCUCUACCUGAACAUGUCCAUAUCGCAGGUGCGUAGCCAGGGAGUGACGGAGGAACUGAAGUGCCUGAGUUUACUGAACGCUCUGGAUAAGGACCAGGACAUCCCCGACCAGCUGGCCCAGCUCUUCGGCGAGCCCUGCAUCAAACUGGCCGAAGGCAUCAAAGCGUACAUCUCCAAGGUGACGGAGAACAUCAUCUCCAAACAAACCUUCAUAGAGGCCAGAACCAUGCCUCGCCCCUUCAACACCUCGGGGUCAAAGUUCAUGACCUCGGUGGCCCAGAGGCCGUCGGCCCACUUGACCCUCAGAGACAGCAGCUCUCAAGCAGGGUUCCCUCCCUACCCGAUCCCCACGCCGGGUCUCCACCAGUCCUGUCGCCACGUAGUCCGCACGUGGGCCAAUCAGAGCUUCGGAGCUCACCUGCACAACAUGACGCUGUCCAAUGGGAAGCUGCGAGUGCCUCAGGACGGGCGGUACUACCUGUACUCACAGGUGUAUUUCCGUUAUCCGUCCCCAGCAGCCAGUGACGGAGACCAGCGCAGCGUCAGCCACCAGCUGGUGCAGUGCGUCUACAAGAAAACCUCCUACCCGAGUCCCAUACAGCUCCUGAAGGGGGUGGGAACGAAGUGCUGGGCUCCGGACGCCGAGUACGCCCUGCACUCCGUCUACCAGGGGGGGCUGUUCGAGCUGAGGGCCGGCGACGAGCUCUUCGUCUCCGUCUCCUCCCCGACCAUGGUCAACGCCGACGACUCCUCCAGCUACUUCGGCGCCUUCCGCCUGGACCUCUGAGAGGAAGGGAUGGGAAGAAUUACUUUUAAAAAAGGAGCAGAUGGAUAAAUGGGACGGGGGCCUUUUGAAUAUCCGAGUGUCAUUUAAGGCAGAGCUGUGGGAUCUUGGAUUCCUCAGUUUGCUUGGACGGAUAUAAUGAAGGACGGAAGGAUUUUUUGGGGGUUUGGAGGCUUCGCUUGAGUGAAAGGAAUUCCUUACUCUCCGCUGAGCACAAACCUAACUGCCGAGAGCAAGAUAUACAAAGAUACAUGUGCAACCACGUGAAAAAUAAAUGUGAGGGUAUUCUUUCUGUCCCGUCUUGGGGGAAGGAAAAUUACGCUUUUUGGAUGUCCACAAGAAAAAAAAAACACACUAGAAACCUUAUAAUCGCUCAAAAACAUGAGGCCACCCUGCUGCCUGUUUCCCCCCAAAACAACACAUGAAUCUCAGUAUCUCUCGCACGUCAGCGAAGCAGUCGGGAACCCCUCGGAUUUGGAUUCAAGACCGAAGAAUGUACACAUACCACACAAAAGAAAGUGAAAUGAUCAAACCAAAGCAACAAAAGUGGAAUACACUUUUUUUUUUUUUUUAAAGCGUGCCAUCAGAGCGCUGUACAUAUGAAUGGCUGAGACUUUUAGACAAUGAACUGUGGUGAUUUUGAAAGUAAUUCUUAUGUAUUUUACAUUGACUGGACUUAAAACCACUUGGAUUUUGCCGAGGACUUUAUACAACACUAGAUCUGUGGGUCACAUGCAGAGACUGUCUUUAAGAGGAUAGGGAUUGCUUCGUCUGGAUACAGUAAUGAGACUGUUGAAUAAAAAGGCACUCUGUGUUGCUUCUCACAAACGAGUCUGCAAGCAAGAGGAGGAAUGAAAACCAGGAGGAGGCAGAAAUCUUGUAAAAAGGACAAUAAGAAUGAGGGCGGUGUGCAGCCCGACCGGCCUGUGGUGUUGAUCUCUCUUCCGUUUCUUUCACUUCACAAUCUCUCUCUUUUCUCGUAAAGAAUGUUUAAUAUCUCGUCUUUCUGGUUCGACUCUGUGAAGCUGCACUCGGUUUAUAUUUGAAGGGUCAGUCGAGCAACCGAGCAGAGACAAAACAGAGCGGGAACAAGAUGACGGCUCACAAACACAACAACACGGACGCCAAGGUUCAGAUGGUUUAGAGCCGCUUCACAUUAAAAACACUCACUGAAGCGUCACUAGACGCAUCAAACAAGAAUCACUUUUGCACCAAAUUUUGCCGAAUCUUCUGUCCUGCAAAUCACUGAUUAAUGAAAGAUGUCACACAACAUUAAAACAAAGGUCCUCAGAAAUACAAAAACAUCUGGACACCAAAAGAGAGACGAGAAAAUUGAGCAGACUUGCAUCGUUUUAGCAGAUAAAACAUUAAAAGAAAACUCUUGCAACUUUCUUGCCAAGAUUUUUAAUGGAGGACAGGGGACAGUUAGCUUAGCACAAAGACUGGAAGGAGAGGGAAACACCUAGCCUGGCUCGCUGUUUCCACUCUUUGUGCUAAGCUAAGCAUCAAUUUGGUACCAAAGUUAACCUUUAACUUCUUUGCAAGACGGCAAACAAAACUCCUCCGUUAAUAUGCAACUACCAGCCACGUAUCGUUCUAGUUAACCCCAUUAAAAGUGAGCUGCCAACAAGAAAACAAAGAGUAAAUUGGUGACGCAGCAGCAGAACUGGCAACACGGACACAUUCAUGGGAACACGCGCAGACAUUCUGCACCAUUGUGACACUGAAACACAACACACACACACACACACACACACACACACACACACACACACACACCAUAGAAACCAGUUCAGCAAGCAAACAGGAAGAAAAGGUGAAUUUAAGGAAAAAGGCACCGAGCGGAUUUACUAACAAGACACAGACGCACAGAAAGAAAGAUUUGGAUGGAGCGAGAGAGGAUAUUCACAGACAUAAACCAUGCGCUGACCAGCGCCGACUGGACCCCUACACGCUGUUUUUAUCUGGCAACACACAUACACACACACACACCACCUCCAGACUCGUCUGUGCUCCGCAGACAUACACAUGCCGUGUCACAUUGUAAAGACACACACUCAUUUAUCCACACUGCCAUCUGGUAGUUGUCAGUGAUCAGUCGGCGGCAUGCAGGGAGAGUGUGUGUGUGUGUGUGUGCGCACCCAUGUUUGUUCAAAGGGCUCAGACAAUUCAUAAAACUAAACACACACAUUGUGUAGCUUUGUUUUCCCUGAGAGAGAGAGAGAGAGAGAGAGUUCACACAUACCUGUGUGUAUUUACUCUAUGCCGGGUUACCGUAUACUGUGGUUUGUUUCAUAGCACACACACACACACACACACUCUUUAUUUUUCUGUGCAAAGCACAAAAUUGGAGGCAAAUUUCAUUUAGUUUGAUUGCUGUUUUUAGCUGCUAUCUUUUGUUCUUUUUUCUGCCGGGUGUGGAGCACCUGCUCACGUUUGGGUUUCUCUCCGUCAGACGUAAACCUGGGCCUCGGGUCGGUUUAUUAUCCGGGGUGAACUUCAACAAUCACUUUUCUUCCUUGCACUCCGACCGGCACCAACAGAUCACUGAAAACAAUGUCGAGCGAUGGCGAUAAUGCAACGUGUACACACACACACACACACACACACACUCUGAUUACAGCGGCGUAAAAGCCCCUUCGGGCCAUCUGGGAAAACGUCUGCAUUGAAUGUGUGCUUGUACUGGACGGUUCUGUAGCUGUGAACAUGUGUAGCACGUUUGUUGCUGAGAAAAUAAAACAAAUAUUUGAACCUUGAA
Molecule: messenger RNA, 3836 nt
Organism: Anarrhichthys ocellatus (wolf-eel)
Lineage: Eukaryota; Metazoa; Chordata; Actinopteri; Perciformes; Anarhichadidae
Gene: tnfsf10l
Product: TNF superfamily member 10, like
Exons: 7
Coding region: 98-1081 (327 amino acids)
Biological process (GO): immune response
Cellular component (GO): membrane
Molecular function (GO): tumor necrosis factor receptor binding
Source: RefSeq, a predicted model, not a curated record